Molecule: messenger RNA, 1243 nt
Organism: Ictalurus furcatus (blue catfish)
Lineage: Eukaryota; Metazoa; Chordata; Actinopteri; Siluriformes; Ictaluridae
Gene: kifl
Exons: 6
Coding region: 1-807 (268 amino acids)
Biological process (GO): microtubule-based movement
Molecular function (GO): microtubule binding; ATP binding; microtubule motor activity
Source: RefSeq, a predicted model, not a curated record
AUGUUGGGGGAUAGAGAGCAGAAAAAUCCUGGAAUCAUCCCUAGGACUUUCACUAGGAUCUUUGAAAUCAUCCAAGAGAACGAGACAAAAUUUGAGUUCAAGGUGUCGGCUUCUAUGUUGGAGUUGUAUAACGAUCGGCUACAGGACCUCUUUGUGAGCCCAGCUGAGGCACUGUCAAAACGCAUUGAGAUUAAAAAGGACAAAAAGGGGCUUGUAUUUGCCCAAGGAGCAGAGGCAAAGGAAGCGACUAGUGCUGGCGAGCUCUUUGCUCUCUUUGAACUGGGCUCUGCCAACCGACAUAUUGCAGCUACCAAGAUGAAUAUAGAAAGCUCUCGCUCUCACCUGAUUAUAAGCAUCAUGUUGGAAAGUCGCAACCUGGCCAAUGGCAGCAUGACAUUUGGCAAACUGAACCUUGUUGACCUGGCAGGAAGCGAGAGAGCGGCGAAGACGGGAGCUAAAGAUGACCAGCUGAAGGAGGCUAAUUCCAUUAAUAAGUCUCUGAGUGCUCUUGGUGACGUGAUCUCGGCUCUGGCUAUGGAGCAAGCUCAUGUUCCCUACCGCAACAACAAGCUGACACAACUCAUGCAGGACUCACUGGGGGGCAAUGCCAAAACCCUCAUGUUCCUCAAUAUCUCUCCUUCUGACUGCAACCUUGACGAGACCCUUACCUCACUCAUAUAUGCCUCCCGGGUGAAGGCCAUCACCAACCAUGCACAGAGAAAUAUGGAGAGCAAAGAGAUCGCUCAACUCAAAGAGGUGAUUUUGAGACUAAAAUCAGGUCAAGCUGUGGAAGAGGAAGAUGUGUGAGUGAAGCUCACUCAAAUCCGGCACUGUUUCGAUCAAGUUUUUGGAGAUUUAUUGUUUGUUUAUUAUUAGACUGUGCUUGCACUGCUGAAUUAAGGCCCCAAAUAAAAUAAAUUAUGGGUGUUUUGCCUACAGUACACUAAAUUGCCCCUAAGUGUCAACAAGUGUGUGAAUGUUUGUUUGUGUGCAUGGUGCCCUGUGAUGGAGUGGAGUGGUCCUACCAGAAUAAAACACUUAAUGAAGAUAAAUUAAUGAACAAAUGAAAAAUUGCUUUUUGCACAUUCUCAGUCACUGUGGUGACUUCUGGUUUUAAAAAUCCCCAAAACAAAAUGAAGUUAAGAAAAGAUUUCAGGACACAAGUUGAAAUUAGCAUAUAAUAAAAUAAAGUAAAUGAGUUUUGUUUUUCCUUCAAGUGGCAGAAACAGGAUUAUGUAAAUGU